UUUAGAUGGCUAACCGGUUUUGAAGCAGCUUCGGCCCUUCUUGACGUACUUCCGGUGCUCCAGUCACCUCGCUCCCUCCCGAUGCUACCCGGUCGGGCUUGGCUGUCGGAGCGUAAUGGCGGUGCACCGGGGUCCCUCAACGAAAUGGCUUUUCACCCGGGAGCAGCUGGAAAACACGCCGUCUCGACGCAGCGGAAUCGAGGCUGACAGGGAGCUUUCUUACCGACAACAAGCCGCCAACUUAAUCCAAGACAUCGGCCAGAGGCUCAACGUCUCUCAACUGAUCAUCAACACCGCUAUAGUAUACAUGCACAGAUUCUAUAUGAUUCACUCUUUCACCAGAUUCCAUAGAAAUAUUAUUGCCCAGACAACAUUGUUCCUGGCCGCCAAAGUUGAGGAGCAGCCCAGGAAGCUGGAGCAUGUCAUUAAAAUAGCUCAUGCCUGCAUUAACCCCCAAGAGCCUGCUUUAGACACUAAGAGCAAUGCAUUCCAACAGCAGUCCCAAGAGCUUGUAUCACUGGAAACCAUUGUACUGCAAACGCUGGGUUUUGAAAUUACAAUAGACCAUCCACACACAGAUGUUGUGAGGUGUUCCCAGCUUGUACGAGCAAGCAAGGAUUUGGCACAGACAUCCUAUUUCAUGGCUACCAACAGUUUGCACCUCACCACGUUCUGCCUGCAGUACCGACCCACAGUGGUCGCCUGCGUGUGUAUCCAUUUAGCGUGCAAGUGGUCCAACUGGGAGAUUCCCGUGUCGACCGACGGCAAGCACUGGUGGGAGUACGUGGACCGCACGGUGACGUUGCAGCUGCUGGACGAGCUCACACACGAGUUUCUUCAGAUCCUGGAAAAGACGCCCAGCAGGCUGAAGAGGAUACGAAACUGGAGGGCUAUUCAAGCUGCUAAAAAGCCAAAGACAGAAGGUUCAGCUGGGGAUGCCUUCCAGGGGACUUCUCUAGAAAGCCUUCCCGGUGUCGCCAGCUCCUUCUUCCCUUCCACCUCCACAUCUGACGCCACAGACAUGUCCUCCCUGGGCGCCAUGACGGGCUCCUACGCAUCCUACCAGCCACUCGGUGACCCUUUCGCUCAACCUGCCCAUUCGGACUUCACCAUGUUGAAACACGAACACAAAGUCACCGCCGGCGCUGCUGGUAAACAACCACUCGCUGCAAACGCUGCGCCUUUUUCACGGCCGCAGAAAGUCUUGACUCUGGAAAAGUACAGAGAGAAACACGCGGCAGAGCUGGCUCUGCAAAACGGCAUCAAGGAAGAGGCCGGCACAGACAUGUACGCGCCGCCCGCCGCCACCACAUCGCACCACCACAAGAAGCGCUCGCAGGCGCUCUCGGGCAGUCAGUCAGGCGACGGCAGGCGAGAAAAAUCCAAAAAGAGUCGAGCGCCCGUGUCUUUCACGGAGAACGGCUCGGCCACCAGCGAGGAACUCAAGAUGAGAAUCAAAGUUUCAUCGGAGCGCCACAGCGGCUCUGAUCAGGGCAAAGAUAAGCACAAGGAGCACACGGGCCACCGCCACUCCAAACACAGCCACUCCCACCCGUAUUCUCUCAGUGCCAACUGCCGCGUGGACGCCGCCUCCGUAUCCCUGCGGGCUCCGAGCAGCCACAGCGGGGACGGUAGCUCGAGCUCCUCUCGGAAGAGGCCUCACCCCGAUGGCGGCCACCAUCACCACUAUCACCACUCGUCAAAGAGCAGCAGGAGCUCCAAGGCGGCCAUCAGCUCGGCUCACUACUCCGAGAGCGGCCAGCGGAUGAUGGAACACCACGGCCAUGAUGGAACCAACGGCCUGUUGACAGCCAAUGGCCAACACACUGACUACAAAGACACGUUUGACAUGCUGGACUCUCUACUAAGUGCCCAAGGAAUGAACUUAUAACCUCAGUGUUGUCCACACGACCGUAUUACCAUGUUGAAUAGACUUUAAAAAAAAAAAGAUUUUAUUUGUCUUAAGUUAUGUGAAUUCCGCAUCGCCCACACUGCUGAUGGUUCUUGUGAAGCUGUCGGAUGUAACGGCGUUUAUGCAUCAAACUGUGUGCGACAAAGGACAUGAAAAUGUUCACUUCAUGAUUUUAACGUGCAUGUUUUAAGUCGCGAAAGGGAAGCCGCAUAGCUAGUGCUUGCAGCCAUAAAAGACAGUUUACACACACUUAAUUUAUGUAUUUUUUUUUUUUAAUGUUCCACUGAAAAUCUCAGGUCUUGAACUUUUUUAAUAUAAGAACGAAUCUUUGGGUUUCAUACCUGCUUCUGUGGAGAAACGACACAUCGUCCUAUUUAAGACAACCAGGACCUUGGUACUCCCCAGGGACCAGUCUGCUUUUUAGUUUUUAAUCUUUUGUCCCUUAAAUGCCCCCUCCCCACCCUCCAGAAAAAAAAGCAGCAUCUUGAGCUCCACAUGCAGACGCAAUUAGCUCCACGAUUGAAGUUUACGUGACAUCUGUGAAAAGUGCAUUUCUGAUCCAUCGACUUACAUUGCAAGAGGCCUUUUGAUUGUACCGAGUUGUCCGAAAAUACCAACGUCUGAUUCCAGGAUGGUGUAAAUAGGACUGCAGUUCACUUUUACGGUUGUUGGGUCGAUGCCUUCGCUGUCUUUUGGAAAUCUAGAGCCGACUAUUGAUGAACUUUUCUUCAAUUUGUGUAUUGGGAACCCAAAUAAAGGUGUAAAAGUGACUUGUUUUGUUAACCGUUGCUAUGAAAACGAAUACUUUCACGAGAUGAACCCACAGAUGUAAAACAUUUUCUUAGUGUGGUGAGUUAUCGAGGCUUGCGAUGGGAUCAGCUGCUAAAUCCCCAACCAGGCAGAAUGGUUUUCAAAUUUUAGAUUAAAAAAACGUGAACCAUAGAUUAACUAACUGGCCUUUCUAAUGGCAAAUAAGUACAGGUGUGAUUUCUAUGAGCUAUAGUU
Molecule: messenger RNA, 2917 nt
Organism: Doryrhamphus excisus (bluestripe pipefish)
Lineage: Eukaryota; Metazoa; Chordata; Actinopteri; Syngnathiformes; Syngnathidae
Product: cyclin-T2-like
Biological process (GO): regulation of transcription by RNA polymerase II
Molecular function (GO): cyclin-dependent protein serine/threonine kinase regulator activity
Source: RefSeq, a predicted model, not a curated record